This is a messenger RNA of Pygocentrus nattereri (red-bellied piranha), 3195 nucleotides long. RefSeq lists its product as uncharacterized. The transcript has 8 exons. NCBI's taxonomy places the organism in Eukaryota, Metazoa, Chordata, Actinopteri, Characiformes, Serrasalmidae. The record is from RefSeq and is a predicted model, not a curated record. Bases 177 to 1670 code for a protein of 497 amino acids.
CUGCUGGGAGGAGCUGCGAGUUUGAGCCACAGGAACCAACCAAUCCUGAGAGGAGAAGAGACACACAGAGAGGACGACACCUUACAGAGAAGAGUAGACUUCAACUCUGAGGAGAACUAAAGAAAACACUGGCUGGAGUUUGUGUGGAGAUCAGUGAAGCUGAGGUUCAGUUCAGGAUGAAGAUCCUCCUCAUCUUCACCCUCUACCUGAUCUCAGGUCAAGUGGGCUGCUCUGAUGUGAUUGGCUACCCAGGAGGUAUUGUUGAGAUCUACUGCAAUCACCAUAAGCAUGAAGUGUUUAAUGAAUAUUUUUGUAAAGUGACACCAAGAGAGUGUUUAUACAUAGACGUCCAGAACCCAGGGAGUCAAAGAGGCAGGUUAUCUUUACUUCACUAUGCUGAAGGUUUUCUUGUGAGCUACAGAAACCUGAGUUUACAGGAUGCUGGAUUAUAUCAGUGUGGAGAGGCUGGAGGGUGGAGUCAUACUGUGAACCUGAAAGUGAAUUCAGAUCCGUGUUGUUUGGGGUCAAAUACUGUAUCUGGUUAUCUGGGAGAGACAGUCGCCAUCAGCUGUUCAUAUCCAGAGGAGUUUAAACGAAACUACAAGUUCUUGCUCAAACAGGAUGUUGAAGGUUUUACUGAAGUGAUCAGAACCCCAGAGUCUCCAGAGACUCAGAAAGGCAGAUUCUUCAUCUCUGAAGACAGAAGAUCUAAAGUUCUCAGUGUGAGGAUCAGUGAUGUGAGAGAAGCUGAUGGAGGAGUUUAUUUCUGUGGAGUGUGGAUUCGAGGAAAGUCAGUCAGUUAUUACUCCCUCUACACAGAUAUUCAGCUCCAGGUUUCUGAUAUUAAACGUGCGAAAGGACCUUCAAGUCCAUCUACACCUGAUAAACCAACGACAACAUCUUUCAGGACCACAGCAACAGAAAAUACUCCAGUCACAUCUGAUGAAGAACAUUUCAGUUCCUCUGUGAUCAUCAUCCCUGUUUGUGUCUUUUUGGCUCUGCUGCUGAUUGGAGGAUCAGCACUGAUCUACAAACUGAGAUGCAAGAAAACACGAGAGGAAAGCGGAAAAACUGUAAAAAAGGACUCUGGAUUUUUCAGCAGACAAUCAAGAACUAAUGAAAACGCUGAUGAUGAUUAUGAAAAUGAUCCACCUAGAAAUCGAAACAUCGUGAUGAGUCCAGUCUACCAGAGCCUACACCACUACACCAACCAAUCAGAUUCAGUUUACCAGAGUCUAAACCCCAACACCAACCAAUCAGAUUCAGUCUACCAGAGCCUAAACCCCAACACCAUCCAAUCAGAUUCAGUCUAUCAGAGUCUAAACCCCAACAUCAACCAAUUAGAUUCAGUCUACCAGAGUUUAAACCCCAACACUAACCAAUCAGAUUCAGUCUACCAGACUCUAAACCCCCAACAUCAACCAAUCCGAUUCAGCAUACCAGAGUCUAAACCCAACACCAGCCAAUCAGAUUCAGUCUACCAAAGUCUAAACCACCACCAAUCAGAUUCAGUCUACCAGAGUCUAAACCCCAACACCAGCCAGUCAGAUUCAGUCUACCAGAGUCUAAACCCUAACACCAACCAAUCAGAUUCAGUCUACCAGAGCCCGGAUCCCAGAAGCAGAGAUCCAGAUUCAGAUUACUACAGUCUAAAGCUCAACACCACUUAGUCAGAUCAGGUCUACCAAAGCUCCAACACCAACCCAGGGGCAGUCUUUGUACAAGGCUAAAGUAGGCAGCCGCCUAGGGCCCCCAUCAGCCAAAGGCUGAAAAACAAACUAGAUUCUCUUUGUAUUGUUGCUAAAUAACCUAUUCUGACGCAUAAAUACAUAUGUUUUAAAAACAGCUUUUAUUUGCAAUGUAAGCUUUGUUUUCUUAGUAAUUUCAAUGCAGCCCCACCCCUCAGUCACAGGUGUAAAAUAACAAUAUUGUCAGUUCAUAAAAGGAACAGAUAAAAGGCAAAUGUACAUAAUUAUGGAGCAAGUAAAGAGCAAUGUAGUUGGUGUUUUCGUUGUGUGAUGCUGGGUACUUUUCCUCACUAACUCACUAGACAUUUAUCCUAGAUAUGGCUCUGCUGUACAGGCUCUAUAGACGAUGCAAAAAAAAGAUUACUCAACAGGACACUGUAAUCAGUCAUCAUUUAAAAGACAAAUGUGGCGACAGUGGAUCACUUAGAUCAAGUACUUUAGAUAAUAUAUCUACUGUAUAUAUAUCUGCUACUUUAGAACAUUCCCAGAACAUAUAUAUAUAUAUAUAUAUAUAUAAACUGAUGCGCCAAACUUUUAGAGGAGUGACUUAAAUUUUCCCAUAGUAUUCCAAUCUAAGGAAGGACCAGUACAGGAAAGCUCUCGUUCCCACAGUUGGUCGACUGCUAACUGCUUUAUAUGAUGGUCUACCAAAGUUUUGGAAAUAAACUAUACUCUGCCCCGUAGAUUGUCCAGUUGUCUUAUCCCAUCUAGCAAGGGGUGAGUGUUGAGAGUGUUGGCCCAGAGAACUCCACAGGCUCGAAGUGAAGGACAAAGUUGUAAAUAAACAAAGUAUAAAGAAGCUGGAGGAUUAAAAUGCAUCUGAACCUCCUGAAAUGACAGCAAACCACUAUCACCACACAUGUUCUGUACUUUAUUCAUAUCUUGAGAAAACCAAAGAGAAUUACAAAAUGGUUUACCCCUAAUCAUAAUCUUGAAAUUUUUCCAUAAAGGAGUCUGUAAACCGAUUUGGAGUGAAACGCCCAUGAACCUCCCCUCUUUUCUCCAGAUGCUCAGGGAGUUGGACAUUACAAUUUGUCCUACCAUUUCCAGUAAACAAUAAGUAAUCUAUGAGGUUUUGCUAAAGAUUCUUCAACACAUCUCAAAGGAACACUGGUGUGUUGGUCCAUCCAUACAUCAAGAACUCUCAUUUGAAAUGCCCGGUGAUAAUAGUUAGUUUGGAAGGGAAAGACCACCGUUUAGUUUAGAUCGCUGUAAAGUAGCUAAACUUAUUCUAGGGCAUUUACUGCUCCAUAGGAAUUUGGAUUGAGUCAAAAUCUUUGUAAUAAUUUUGUAUUGGAGGCAAAAGUAACAAAAAAUGUUUUGUUGCUUCCCAAGGAAUCUGAGGUUUAUCACAUUGUGCACUGAUAAUCUCAAGACAUUCUACCAUCCUUGCAUGUAUUUGCUAUAGAAAGGUACCGUUCAGUAAUAAAGAGAUGUUGAAGCGUCA